AUGUCUGCCAUUCUGUUGCUUGGAGGAGAAGAAGAGCGCGACAGAUUUGCUGUGACACUGGCUUACCGGGAAGGCACAGAAACCCCGCUCAUGGUGUUUGCGAGCUCGCCCGCAGCUGGGGCGGAGGAGCGUCUAGCAAAACUGCAGGAAGCUGGGCAGCUGGUGCUGUCGUAUCGUGCCGUUGACACCGUCACCAAUUUCUCAACAAUGAUACCGGACCUUCAAGGUGCUGGUGUGACGCAUGUUCUCCUGGUGACUUCGAGCUAUCACAUGCCAAGGGCCGCAGCAAUCGCAGAGAUUAUGCUGGGAUCAUCUAGGAUUACCUUUGAGACAUGGACGGUGGAUUGUGCCACGAGCAGGGCAGGGAAGCACGAGCCCCGAUGGAAAAUCUACCGCGAUGUUCUUCGAGCGAGAAUUUGGAGCAUAACUGGAUGGGACUUCCUUUGGCUUGCGAGGAUGCUGAUUCCUUGUGUCCGCUGCCUGCGACUGUAG
Symbiodinium sp. CCMP2456 is the source of this 492-nucleotide messenger RNA. The record is from the annotation of a GenBank genome assembly. NCBI's taxonomy places the organism in Eukaryota, Dinophyceae, Suessiales, Symbiodiniaceae.